CUCUUUCUCCCCGGGCAGAGCGUUUGUUUUUAUCCGCGGUGUCGUGCAGGUUUGUCGGGGAAGCGGUGGGCGUUCCUACGUGUUCGUUCGCUAACUGUUGAUGUCGAGAAGCAUUUCUCACCUCCACCACGACUAGCUAUCCCGAUGUUUCUCCCUACGCUUGUGGAGGACAUGCAUCAUUUCAAGCCGAGUCGAGACAGACUGUACACCACCCGGUGUUGUGGAUGUUGCCACGUCCGGACGGGGACCAUCAUCCUGGGAACAUGGUACAUGGUUGUCAACCUGUUGAUGGGCAUCCUGCUGACUGUCGCUGUUACCCACCCAGAAAAUGUACCCACCAUCGACUUGCAGUACGAGGUCAUCGACCAUUAUUUCGCCUCUGAUAGGAUGUCUGAGAAUGCCUGUGUCGGAUUUGCCAUCUCUCUGCUGAUGCUCACCAUCAGUGCCAUGAUGGUGUAUGGAGCCAUAACUCAUCGCGAUGGCUGGCUCAUCCCGUUUUUCUGCUACCAGCUGUUUGACUUUGCUCUGAGCUGCCUGGUGGCCAUCAGCUCUCUCACCUACCUGCCCAGGAUCAAGGACUACUUGGACCAGCUGCCGGAUUUCCCCUACAAGGAUAACCUCCUGUCUAUGGACUCCAGCUGCCUAUUGCUCUUUGUGCUUGUCUUCUUUGCCUUCCUGAUCAUCCUCAAGGCUUACUUGAUCAACUGUGUGUGGAACUGCUACAAGUACAUCAACAACAGGAACAUGCCAGAGAUUGCCGUCUACCCCGCCUUUGAGACUCCACCACAGUACAUCCUGCCCACCUACGAGAUGGCAAUGAAGAUGCCAGAGAAGGAACCACCUCCCCCUUACAUGCCUGCUUAAGCACCAGCCCCAUUGCCAAAACACAUACACAAACAAACACACAUUGCCAUAUGCAUUCCUACGUUCCCUCACCAACCCUUUCUGAACACCAUUACGCCCUAAUCCCCCACCCCCCCUCCUCCCCGGACCUACUGUGUACGUGUAAGGCCACUGAUAAUGUUUUGUUUGACCCCCCCCCCCCCUCGCUCACUGUAUUUCUAGAGAGAUUCUAUCGAGCAUCCUGCAACGUGAGAGGACAAAGGUGGGAGAGACUGAAAAUUGUGUGAAAUGAAUGAAUGAAUGUGAUGUUUGAAAAGUGAUGGAAGCUACCCGCCCGCCCCAUACCCCCCACCCCCCUCUCUGGCCUUUUUUAUGUCUUAGUAAAAGGGAUACAUGUGAUAAUUAAAUUGCUUGAAAUGCUAUCAUCAAUCCAGCACCAUCCUAUCUAUAGAUUGAUAUAUGAAGUGUAAAAUGAAAAAAAAUAUGACAAUCCACUUAUUAUAGCUCUUAUUGUUGAAUUGUGUUACUUUUUUUCUCCUAAUUAUUAAGAUCUAGACUAUUCCAUCACAGUCUUGAAUGGAGUCCGUAGCACUUGUUUGUCUGUUAUUUAUUUAGCUUUGCUGUGGUUCAGUUCACCACCACUCCUGACAUUUUCGUCACUUCUCUGCUGCCCUGACGGUCUAUGGCCUCGUGUUAGCAAAGCUAGUGAAAAGGUUUUCCAGCUGAGACAGAGAGAGAGAGAAAGCAGAGGGCACUGACAGAUGGAUCAUCUUCUCUGCUUCUUUCUCGCCUGACAUCUGGAGCAAUCGGCUAGUCUUGUGAACAUUAGUAGUUGCAUGCUUAUCCACCCGCCCAUUACUUUACUGGUAUUAUGAUUUUAUCCUAGUGGAAAAAAUAUUUGACUUCAAUAAAAGUUUCAAAACAUUUAUAUCAUCA
Messenger RNA from Thunnus maccoyii (southern bluefin tuna), 1779 nucleotides. RefSeq names its product lysosomal protein transmembrane 4 alpha (gene laptm4a). The coding region runs from base 145 to 864 and encodes 239 amino acids. Lineage: Eukaryota; Metazoa; Chordata; Actinopteri; Scombriformes; Scombridae. The transcript has 7 exons. Gene Ontology annotation, cellular component: lysosomal membrane. The record is from RefSeq and is a predicted model, not a curated record.